Molecule: messenger RNA, 1101 nt
Organism: Aegilops tauschii subsp. strangulata
Lineage: Eukaryota; Viridiplantae; Streptophyta; Magnoliopsida; Poales; Poaceae
Source: RefSeq, a predicted model, not a curated record
AUGGGCCUCUUCGGCAGUAGCAGCCGCCAGGGCAAGUGCACCCCCGGCGCCUCAUCCUCCCGUGCUCCUCCUCCCCCUCCUCCGCCGCUGGCGCGCGUCCACCCAGGUCGCCGGCGUCUGCGCAUCCCGGUGCACCAAGCGCGGUGGCACUGGGAGCACAGGCAGCCGCUGCCUUACCCCGAUGUGACGCUGCUGCACCACCGGCACCUCGAUCCGCACCGGAUCCCAGAGCCGGCGGUUCCGCAGACACAGCGGGCGCACGAUGAGGAGGUGCGCAGGUGCCGGGCGCAGCUCACGCCGGCGCAGCGGCGGAUGCCCGAGUAUGCCGCCGACUCUCCCAACUGGGAGGCCUGGUUUGCCCUCGAACACGAGGAGCAAUGGAGGCUAGGCGUCGAUGCCAACCCGCAGUUUCCACUGCCGCCCCCGCGGGUAGAGCCGGAGGAAAUGGAGGCUGAGGCGGAGUACCAAGCCGCCCUCGAGCAGGCCCUGCAGCACGCGCUGGAGGCUAGCCGGAUCGACGAGGACGCGCAUUGGGAUGGGUUGGAGCAAGCCCUUGCCUUCUCGACGGCGGGGGACUUCGUCCACACCCCGCUCUUCGUCCCGCCUCCACCGCCGCCGCCGCCGUCGUCGAGCCCAAGCCGGAUCCGGAGCCAAUGCGCCACCGCGCCCGUCCGCGUUCACCACGGCCGCGUCGGCCACGCGCUGCAUCGCCCCGGCCGCGCUCACCGCGGCCCCGCCCCACCCAGCGCUCGCGCCGUCCGCUUCGGCCCCCGCCGCAGCCGCACCCUGUGCGCGCCGCCCGCCCGUGCUGCGCCCCUGCUCGCGGUGCGCGCCCCACCUGGCGAGCCCUCCCCGCGCCCCUCGCUGCCCAGCCUCGCAGGCGCUGCUGCAGCUCGCCGGACCCGCCGCUCGCCUCCGCCCCGCUCCAAGGUGCCCGCUGCUGCUCCUCUGCCACCUGCGCCCGCCGCCGCCGCGCUGGCCGCCUCCACCGCGCCCCCUUGUCGCCAUCCUAGCCCGGCCCCGCGAGCGCACGUCCCCUGCCUCCCUGCGUCGCCGGUGCCCCGCCGUGCCUCGCCAGUCCCGCCCCCACGGCUGGCCUAG